AGGGCCGGUCCGGCAGCUAGCCCGCCGCCCGCGCCCCGCCGCAGUCCCGCGCCCACCCCGCACCCGCCAUGUCCGAGAUCCUGCCCUACAGUGAGGACAAGAUGGGCCGCUUCGGCGCCGACCCCGAGGGCUCUGACCUCUCCUUCAGCUGCCGCCUGCAGGACACCAACUCCUUCUUCGCGGGCAACCAAGCCAAGCGACCCCCCAAGCUGGGCCAGAUCGGCCGAGCCAAGAGAGUGGUGAUCGAGGAUGACCGGAUAGACGACGUGCUGAAAGGGAUGGGGGAGAAGCCGCCGUCCGGAGUGUAGACGCGCCGGCUCAGGCGGCGGGCUCCGGGCCCAGCCCCGCGGCGGCCAGGACCGCGGGCCGGCGAUGCGGCUGCCGGCGCCCCCAGCCCCGGCCCAGGCGCCCGCGGGCGGGGGCUGCAGGGCCGCGCCGCUUUCGGGUCAUAGUUGCUGCCGCCGCCGUCAGGCACUCCGGAGCUGUCCGCUUCAGCACCACGGCGGCGGCGGUAGCUGCGGCGCGGACCGGCCUGGAGCCCGCCGCCGCGCUCAUGCACUUUAGAACCUCGGGCCGCAGCCCCACCCCGCACACCGGAACGGACAGAGACCCGCGGCCCUCAGCCCCGGCCCGUCCCCUCCCGCACGGCUCCCCUGCCCCGCCCCUCUGAGGCAGGUCCGGUCCGCAGACCGGCUGCCUGCCGGUGUCGGACCUCGCACGCGGCCAGGGAUGUUUGGCUGCACAUUUGCAUGAGCUUCCCACCCACCUGAGCCCAGCCCUCUAGGCCGCUCCUCACCCUCCACCCCUGUCUGGCGUGACCCCAGCCUCAGCCUCUUUCUAAGGGACUUCCUCAGCACAUUUGUAUUUUUAUAUCCGACUCUUUGUUUACUGAUUCCCCUCGUGGUUCAUGCCCUCCCCCCAUGGUCUCGGCCACGCUCUUCUGCGCCUGGCAGAUAGGAUGGGUGUUGAGGCUGGGAUGGGACAAGCCCGCAACAUGGUAACCAACCAUAUGGCCAGUCUGCCCAUGCCUGACCCCAGGCAGCUCUCUGGCAGACCCCUCCCCUCAAGGUAUCACCUUCCAAGGGCCCAGGUCUGAUUUUACCUUGGACCCCUGCGUCCUGCCCCUGGGAAUCCAAAUGGGGGCUGCAUUGCAUCUUUGGAUGACACCUGUAGCCCUAGCCCUGGAGAUAUUCUCAACCCCAGGGAUGUCCUUUGUAAAUGUUCCUCCUUCCUCACUGUACCAGGAGUGUGUGAAUAAACACAGACCCCCC
Messenger RNA from Physeter macrocephalus (sperm whale), 1271 nucleotides. It is a transcript of the gene CAMK2N2, whose product is annotated as calcium/calmodulin dependent protein kinase II inhibitor 2. The transcript has 2 exons. Lineage: Eukaryota; Metazoa; Chordata; Mammalia; Artiodactyla; Physeteridae. The record is from RefSeq and is a predicted model, not a curated record. Gene Ontology annotation, molecular function: protein kinase binding; calcium-dependent protein kinase inhibitor activity. Bases 69 to 308 code for a protein of 79 amino acids. Gene Ontology annotation, biological process: negative regulation of protein kinase activity.